AUGCCUGACUUCUCCCGCUCCCCCACUCGCCCGCGCGCGCCCAGAUGUUUCUCCCUUCGCACGGCCACCGCCGUCCUCCUCUUCCGCGCCGCCGGGGAGCAUCGUCGCGCCGCGGCGUCGACGGCCUUACUACCUCGCCCCGCCGAGCAGGAUGCCUCUUCUUCCUCCUCCUCGCCUUCGUCGUCCUCGCCGCCGCACUGCUCCACCCCCGACGGCUCGCCCGCGCGGCAGGAGCUGGCGGUGCGGUCGUGGCUGGCGCUCCCGUGGGACGUCACCGUCGUGCUCCUCGGCUCCCACCCGUCGACGCUCGCGCUCGCCGGGCGGCUCGGACGCCGGGUCACCGUCGAGGCCGCCGUCGAUUCCUCGUUCACGGGGACGCCAUUCUUCCACUCCAUGAUCGCAAGGGCGCAAGCCGCCGCCGACUCCGACAUCUGCGUCCUCGUCGACGCCGAAGUCGUUCUGCUCCCCGAAGCCGUCACAUUACUGACAGAUCUCAGCAGAAUUGACCGUGAUUGGCUCCUCGUUUCAAUGUCACGCAACGUUUCCAGCUUCCCCUACAAUCUCGCCCACAGUGCGAUGCUAGAGGAGAUUCAGGCUGGCAAAUGGGCAGCAGAUGGCAGCGACAGGGGGCUCGUUCUCGCGUGGAACAAUCCGGGCCGUCCAUUGCUAGCAGGAGUUGUGCCUUCCUUUCUGUAUGGAAGAGGGGCGCACAGCUGGUGGCUGGCCCAUGAGGUUCUGUCAUCUGAAACGAGACUCGUCUUCGAUGCAAGCAGUCUAGUUCUUGGGCUAUACCCCGAAGAUUUCACCGCAAAGCGCGGCGCUGGUUUGAGUAGCAGCGGUAGAUUACCUGAUGGAUCAUGGGAGAGCGGUGUCAAUCGCCAUCUCGCUUCGGUUUAUGGGUCGUAUUGCCAUCGUCCGCCAGGAGGACAUCAUCAUUCUUUUUCCAUGCUGUAUGAAGUGGUAAAGCAUUCGGAAGAUUACAUGUUGAGCAAAGUUGAGGAGCCUAGCUUCUCAAAUUUUGUCAUAGGUAGAGAACAGAAUACCCAUGAAGGGUUUGGUAAGCCAUGGAACAAAGAGAACAGCUGCUUGUCUGACCAUCUGCCAAGCUAUUCUUCAGAAAACCCGGAGGCAGCUGAUGCUCCAUAUUCUCUAGAAAUGCUCCUUCAGUUUGUAACAGAUGAGAAUCGGUCUGUUGUUCUUGGUGUAGCUGGGGCAAGUUACAGGGACAUGCUCAUGAGCUGGGUGUGCCGCUUGCGCCAUCUCAGAGUCACCAAUUUUGUAGUCUGUGCUCUAGAUCAAGAGACAUACGAAUUCGCCGUCUUGCAGGGUUUGCCAGUUUUCAGAGAUCCAACGUCGCCAAAGAACGUCAGUUUUGAUGACUGCCACUUUGGAACCCAGUGUUUUAAGCGAGUGACGAAGGUUAAAUCGCGCAUUGUUCUGGAGAUUAUAAGGCUGGGGUACAAUGUGCUGCUGAGUGAUGUUGAUGUCUAUUGGUUUCGAAAUCCAGUGAAGUUCCUGUAUUCUCUUGGACCAGCAACAUUUGCAGCACAAUCAGAUGAAUUCAAUGAGACAGGGCCAAUAAACAUGCCACGCCGCCUAAAUUCGGGUUUCUACUACGCCCGAUCAGACAGCGCCACCAUCACCACAAUGGAUAUGGUAGUGAAGCACGCGGCCAAAUCAAACUCAUCAGAGCAGCCAAGCUUCUAUGACGUCUUGUGUGGGAAGGGGGGUGUGAACCGCCUCGGCGAUGACAGAUGCUUAGAGCCUAGCACGAACCUCACUGUCGUGUUCCUGGACCGGGACAAGUUUCCCAAUGGAGCUUACAAGGGACUUUGGGAGAGGCACGAUCUGCGCUUGGCUUGCAGGAACCUUGGGUGCUUCAUCAUCCACAAUAACUGGGUAAACGGGAGGAAGAAGAAACUCUGGCGACAGACAGCGUCCGGACUGUGGGACUAUGAUCCUAGCUCCAGGAUGUGCUUGCAGAGCUGGGGUGAAGCAAGUAGUAGCUUCACAGCGGCCGAGCAGUUUCAUGCGUCUGAGGACACAGAAAGUUAG
Molecule: messenger RNA, 2055 nt
Organism: Triticum dicoccoides
Lineage: Eukaryota; Viridiplantae; Streptophyta; Magnoliopsida; Poales; Poaceae
Product: beta-arabinofuranosyltransferase RAY1-like
Exons: 6
Coding region: 1-2055 (684 amino acids)
Molecular function (GO): glycosyltransferase activity
Source: RefSeq, a predicted model, not a curated record